Messenger RNA from Daktulosphaira vitifoliae (grape phylloxera), 2950 nucleotides. RefSeq names its product bone morphogenetic protein 8A (gene mav). Gene Ontology annotation, cellular component: extracellular region. Gene Ontology annotation, biological process: BMP signaling pathway; SMAD protein signal transduction. Gene Ontology annotation, molecular function: growth factor activity; cytokine activity. Bases 914 to 2326 code for a protein of 470 amino acids. The record is from RefSeq and is a predicted model, not a curated record. The transcript is spliced from 3 exons. Lineage: Eukaryota; Metazoa; Arthropoda; Insecta; Hemiptera; Phylloxeridae.
UAAUGUGGAGGGGAACAGAUGACAUGUCUUUGGCGCACAGUUGUCUGGAUCCGGCACUGAGAUCAACCUGUUUUAAACAAAUAGUCAUCGAACAAUUUCUAUAUAGCAAAGAUGAAGGCGAUUACAUGGAAUUCAGUUUCUAUUAACAAUAGCCAGACACGCUGGCUGCAGAUAUUUUGAAGAGAAACUUCACUGAGGAAGUUAAACAUAAUAGUAUUACUAUAAUUAGUGUGUAUAGAUUUUUUGCAGAACCGUUGUAAUGGCAUGGACACUGGUGACUAAUAAUCCGGUUUCGACGAUUUUAAUAAAAAGCCCUCUGUGAUUCAUUAGAGGUAUUUUCAGUCUUAGACGAUGAAGUGCAAGUAGACUCAUUAUAGUACCAGCAAUUAUCCUGUCGCUUCUUUGUCAGUUGCCACUUUCCACUGCUGUACACUCGAACCUCAAGGUGGAUUAUACAAUAUACCUACUCAGGAAAUUCCCUUUCCACGCAAUUAUAUAGGUAAAAAUCCUACGUCAUCAUAGCGUCAAACAGAUACAACACACACACACACACGCACACACGCGUUCUCCGAGGCGGCGACGGCGGUUCGAAAAUGCAUGACUGUGCGCUGUGUGUGUAUAUCUAAUAAUAUUUCAUACACAUUCAAACGUUUAUAUAAAAUGUGUGGUCCGUCAGCGGCAUGCGGCCAGUAGCAGCCCGUGCUAGCAUAGCAGCUCAACAGCAUCACCAGCUGUCGUUAUUCCAAACGGAUACCUCGUCUCCCACGUGCACCGCAAUUUAAUGAAUUUACAAAAAAUAACAUAAGCAUUAUUCGCUGUUGUCGGUGCGAAGGCACAGUUAUAACGAUGCGAAUUUUUCGUGUAGUGAUCGGACUUUGACCGCGAGCCCUGGAAAAAGGCCGUCCCGCCUAUUAUGGGCAACGGGCACGCCGAAUCCAAUUUGUCGUUUUUCGUUGUGGUCGUCGUUCUCUUGUCGUCGGUCCAUUUAACCGCGUGCACCUCAAGCGUCGAGAGUCUCAAGGGACACCCACAGCAACGACGACCCGACAUCGUCGAGCUUCGACACAACAUCAUUACAGGAUUGAAAUUGGAGAAACUACCAGACAUGGCUAAGGCGGAUAUCAGUAAUGACGAAUUCCAUUGCAAAUAUUUGGAAUAUUUCCGACGAUUAUAUAUGGACGACGAAAACGACGAUGUAAUGACUGGUCUAAUAGCAGGUUAUGAUAAUGAUGUAUCAGCGAUACAAAUACAGGGCCAGGUGAAACCAGCCUUAGCUGGAGCUAAAAAAGAAAAAGUCGAUGAUGUUGUAAAUAUUACUUUUCCAGUCCAUUGGAAAUUGAGACAUUCCGAAGAUGCAGCAGUUAUCAAGGCAGUGGUGCGAAUAUAUGGCAAACAGGACGAACAUGACACGAUUCAGACGCCUAUUAAAAUACAAACGUCAAGUCGAUUGCGUAGAGUGUUUAACGGACCUGCAAAUACAGUUGCCCAUACAGUGUGGUUGUUGAGAGUUGGCGAAGACCGGUGGCAAGACGUGGAUGUGACAGAAUUGUUACGUGAACGACGAGAGAGAAAGAACAGCACUCUGGAAUUGUCCGUGCACAUAAACGGAUCCGUUAGCUUUGAUCACCGACAACCCAUUCUCCAUGUAUUCCUCAAUGGCGUCGACCCAGAUGAACUGGUGGGCGAGGACGCAUUAGAAACUAUUUGUGCAGGGAACCCUGAAAGAAGGAAAAAGCGAAAAAAACGAGACGGCGAUGAAGUAAAACGACCACUUCAGACAACGUUUCCAAGUGACGGUGGAGGUGGUGGUCGCCGUAGACGGACUGACUGUAAACCACCUAUGGUGGACGAUAAAUCUGCGGCGGGUAAUAGAAGUAGUAAUUUAACGGAACAUAACAAGUGUUGUCGCGAAGAAAUGCGGGUUGUGUUCGCGGAUAUACCGGGAUUCGAUUUUAUAAUCGAACCAAAGUGGUUCGAUGCGGGUCUGUGUCGUGGACGGUGUCCGGCCAAGUACAAUCCUGCUACGCGACAUGCUUUUAUUCAAAGUCUGUUGUGGAAACAGCACAACACUACCAAACGGCAACAACAGCAACAGCCUCAGCAGCAACAAAAUGAUCAGAGUCAAAAGUCAGGACGACACAAAAUGCGACACGGUGGAAAACGAGAUGGCGGAGAGAUACCUUCCCCGCCACCACCUCCCAAACCCUGUUGCGCACCUAGUAAACUCGACCGAUUACAGAUUAUCCAUGUGGACGAACUUAACCCAAGCGCCCUAAAGGUAACCACGUGGAAAGAAAUGGCUGUCGUUGAAUGCGCUUGUUCUUAAUGACCGCAAAAUACUGCAAAGCUACUUAGUUUACUAUACUAAAGCUUUCAGUUUUUGCAAACUUCCUAAAAUUUGUUGAUCCAUUUCAUUGGUCAACAGUCUAAUUUUUAAAUUAUUUUUAUGCCAAUAUGAAGCAUUUAUGGUACUGAAAUAUUGAAAUUUCCUAGGGUUCACUAUUAAUUGAAGGAAUCGGUGGAAUACAUGUUCAGAAGGGUAGAUAUAAUAUCAAUAUUUUUACUCAAACUAUUUAAUAAAAAAAAGGUUUAAUAAAAUGUUGUGACAGAGAAAUAGUUAUUUUGUCACCUAAUAGUUAAUGUGAUCAUGUAAUCCUUUGAUAUCAUCGAACUUUUAAGAUUUUUAAAGUUAAUUGUGUUCAAGUCCCAAAGUAUGAGAAACAUCUAUGAGUGUAUUCCUCCGUUUAAUUCGUUACAUUGUAUAUAAUUAUUAUUUUUUUAAUGAAUAAGUAGCACUUGAUGUGGAUGUAAACAAUGAUGUAAAGAUUUUUUUUUGUUUUUUAUAUAUUUAAAUUAAAUUAAUUGGCUAAGUGACUUUACCUACCAUCAGUUUUAAGCGAUAUUGUAACUGUGAUAUUUUUUUAUUUGUAAUACAGCGUAUAAAAUAUUA